This is a messenger RNA of Vanderwaltozyma polyspora DSM 70294, 666 nucleotides long. It is a transcript of the gene FCF2, whose product is annotated as Fcf2p. Gene Ontology annotation, cellular component: nucleolus. NCBI's taxonomy places the organism in Eukaryota, Fungi, Ascomycota, Saccharomycetes, Saccharomycetales, Saccharomycetaceae. The transcript has a single exon. Gene Ontology annotation, molecular function: RNA binding. The coding region runs from base 1 to 666 and encodes 221 amino acids. The record is from RefSeq and is a predicted model, not a curated record. Gene Ontology annotation, biological process: RNA processing.
AUGGACGCAUCCUUGGAUAAACUAUUUGGUGAUUUAAGAAACGCUACAAAUGUUUCAAAAGGAGACAGUAUUGGCAAGACUACAGCACAUGGUGUUGAUUUGAUUUCUGGGAAUGGUGAUGUUUUACAACUGGAGAACAGCGAGGAUAAUGACAAGAAAUUUGCAGAAAUAGAACGUAGUUUGAAGAAUUUACCUAAAUUGCAAAAUGAAUUUGAUAGACUGAUUCAUGGUGAUGGUAAUAAUAGUGAAAACAAAUCCAAAGGAUUAGAGGCAAUGAAGAUCGAUUCUGUUUCGAAACCUUCCCAAGUGAGCAGUAAAGAAUGGUUCACCAUUCCAAAGAUGGGCGAUAGAAAACGUCAAGAAGUUCAAAGAGAUUUAUUACUUUUGAAGCAUCGUGCUGCUUUAGAUCCAAAAAGGCACUAUAAGAAAGAUCGUUGGAAAGUUCCAGAUAGAUUUUCUGUCGGCACUAUUAUAGAGGGCAACACAGAGUUCUAUAGUUCAAGAUUGACUAAAAAACAACGUAAAUCGACAAUGUUGGAAACUCUGAUGGCAGACGACGAUACCAAUAAAUACUUUAAAAGAAAAUAUAAUGAAAUUCAAACUCAAAAGACCAGUGGUAAAAAAGGGCAUUAUAAGAAAACUAAACAAUUGAGACACCGUAAAUAA